AUGCUCCCUCAAAUGCUUCUCCUCAUAUUACUAUUCGCUUCCGUUAGUCAAAUCUCAUGCGAAAAAAAUUUACUGAAACCAUUUCGUGCUACCGAUCGAAAAAUUAUUCCAAGUGCCAAUCAAGGUCCUUACUAUGCGCAACCAGAACAGAUUGCUCUUACCUAUGGAGGUAAUGUUUCAUCCAUGUGGAUAACUUGGCUCACUUAUAACGAUACAUUUUCAUCAAUUGUGGAAUACGGUAUCGAUGAUUUACGGUGGUCUGCUAAAGGCAAUUCAGUAGUAUUCAUUGAUGGUGGCAAGCAAAGAAGUAAACGAUACAUACAUCGAACUCUACUCGUCGAUCUAAUACCAGGAACUGUUUACCAGUAUCAUGUUGGAUCGGAAUACGGUUGGAGUUCACUUUAUCGAUUCAAAGCGAUGCAGCAAUUAAUAAAUCAUGAAUAUAUCUAUGCAAUUUAUGGAGAUCUUGGUGUUGUAAACGCUCGAUCGCUUGGAAAAAUACAACAACAAGCACAGCGAUCACUUAUUGAUGCAGUUUUACACGUUGGUGAUAUGGCAUACAACUUGGAUACUGCAAGUUUCAUCUUCCUUCUUACAACGCAAAAGUGUUUUCGACUAUUUCACAAAUAA
Molecule: messenger RNA, 630 nt
Organism: Cercopithifilaria johnstoni
Lineage: Eukaryota; Metazoa; Nematoda; Chromadorea; Rhabditida; Onchocercidae
Source: the annotation of a GenBank genome assembly